AAGUGUUCCAUGAGGCUGAACGGGAGCGUAUGUAAGUUCCUUCCUGAACUCUCGCCUUUUUGUGUUUGAAAGCAGAAUCUAACAAUAAUCGUAGUUGAUAUUCUUAGACAAGAUUGACGUGUAAGUUCAUACGAUGGAAAAGACACAAGAUGGCAGCGACGGGAAAAGUAAGGGUUAUGUAACUCCUGCUGUAGACCGCCCUGAUGCGCCCAUGCCCGUGGGAUCUAAGGAACCAAAUUAUAACAUGCGGCAUGAAGAACGAGGCCGUGCUAUCAUCCUUGCAUAUGAAAACUUUUCAAGUUAUGGGCCACCAAGACGGAACUGCGCUGAACAUGACGUAGAGAUUGUCACGGCUGCUUUCAAGAAGCUGAAAUUUACUGUCCUGACUCACUGGGACUUGAAGACGGAUGACCUUCUGAAAGUUCUCAAGCAAGAGAGCCUGGAGGAUCACUCUAACCAUGACUGCUUGGUGGUGGUUCUGAUGUCUCAUGGAGGCGUUAACAACAACAACGAGGAAUUCUUCUAUACUUACGACCACAAACUCAAGACAUCGGAGUUGUGGACAAACUUCACUCCGGAAAAGUGCCCGACGCUUGCUGGGAAACCGAAGAUGUAUUUUCUCCAGGCUUGCCGAGGAGAAGGCGUCGACAAAGGCGUUCGCUUACAGCAACCAAGAGGGAUGCGAGUGCAGACCGACAGUAUGCCAAUCGAGAAAGAUUAUGCCAUUCCUUUGCAUGCUGACAUGCUCAUUAUGUGGGCAUCAUACAUAGGAACGUUUGCCUUCAAGUCAGGCAACAACGGCAUAAACGGGAGCGUCUUCCUGCACUUCCUUUCCAAAGUCCUAAGCGAGGAAGGCGACCAUCAUGACCUCUCAACUAUGCUCCUUCGAGUGACCAGGGAAGUCGCUGUCUGUUACGAGUCUUACGUCCCGGGGAACUACAGACUCGACAUGAACAAGCAAAUCCCUUACACGGUAUCUACGCUCAUGCGCAAGGUCUUCUUUAAUGAAAUGAAAUAGAGCGUUAAAUAAAACAUGGCUUGUGUAGAAAGUAAUGAAACAAAUUUACCAUAUACACGAGAAACUGGAGCCUGUUCUAAUUGUCUGUAACUUCCUCUAUCCGGCAUCUAUUAGUUGACCAUGACUAAUCAAACAUGCGUUGCCUUUCGAGGAUGGCACAUGGAUAGCAAAUAAAAGUCUUAGCCUUUAUUUAAAUGCCAUUGUUAAAAGUGAGAGAGAGAGAGAGAGACAGAGACAGAGACAGAGACAGAGAGAGAGCGAGAGAGAGCC
Molecule: messenger RNA, 1288 nt
Organism: Penaeus indicus
Lineage: Eukaryota; Metazoa; Arthropoda; Malacostraca; Decapoda; Penaeidae
Product: caspase-1-like
Exons: 7
Coding region: 134-1018 (294 amino acids)
Biological process (GO): proteolysis
Molecular function (GO): cysteine-type endopeptidase activity
Source: RefSeq, a predicted model, not a curated record